Messenger RNA from Sorex araneus (European shrew), 6129 nucleotides. RefSeq names its product EPH receptor A3 (gene EPHA3). Gene Ontology annotation, biological process: cell surface receptor protein tyrosine kinase signaling pathway; protein phosphorylation; axon guidance. Bases 102 to 3056 code for a protein of 984 amino acids. Lineage: Eukaryota; Metazoa; Chordata; Mammalia; Eulipotyphla; Soricidae. The transcript is spliced from 17 exons. Gene Ontology annotation, cellular component: neuron projection; plasma membrane. The record is from RefSeq and is a predicted model, not a curated record. Gene Ontology annotation, molecular function: protein binding; transmembrane-ephrin receptor activity; ATP binding.
GCGGAGCAUGGUAACUUCUCCAGCAAUCAGAGCGCUCCCCCUCACAUCAGUGGCAUGCUUCAUGGAGAUAUGCUCCUCUCACUGCCCUCUACACCAGCAACAUGGAUUGUCACCUCUCCAUCCUCCUCUGUCUCAGCUGCUCCCUUCUCCACUGCUUCGGGGAACUGACUCUCCAGCCUUCCAAUGAAGUCAAUCUACUAGAUUCCAAGACAAUUCAAGGGGAACUAGGCUGGAUCUCUUAUCCAUCACAUGGGUGGGAAGAAAUAAGUGGUGUUGAUGAACAUUACACACCCAUCAGGACUUACCAGGUGUGUAAUGUUAUGGAUCACAGCCAAAAUAAUUGGCUGAGAACGAACUGGGUGCCCAGAAACUCAGCUCAGAAGAUAUAUGUGGAGCUCAAGUUCACUCUACGGGACUGCAAUAGUAUACCAUUGGUUUUGGGAACUUGUAAGGAAACUUUCAACCUAUACUACAUGGAGUCUGAUGAUGACCAUGGGGUUAAAUUCCGAGAGCAUCAGUUUGUCAAGAUUGAUACCAUUGCAGCUGAUGAAAGUUUUACUCAAAUGGACCUUGGAGACCGCAUUCUAAAACUCAAUACUGAGAUUAGAGAAGUAGGUCCUGUCAACAAAAAGGGAUUUUAUUUGGCUUUUCAAGAUGUUGGUGCUUGUGUUGCCUUGGUGUCUGUGAGAGUGUACUUCAAAAAGUGUCCAUUCACGGUGAAGAAUCUGGCUAUGUUUCCAGACACAGUACCCAUGGAUUCUCAAUCUCUGGUGGAGGUGAGAGGUUCUUGUGUGAACAAUUCCAAGGAAGAAGAUCCUCCUAGGAUGUACUGCAGUACAGAAGGUGAAUGGCUUGUACCCAUUGGCAAGUGCUCAUGUAAUGCGGGUUAUGAAGAAAGAGGAUUUAUGUGUCAAGCUUGUCGACCAGGCUUCUACAAGGCUUCAGAUGGUAAUAUGAAAUGUGCCAAAUGCCCACCUCACAGUUCUACUUAUGAAGAUGGUUCAGUCAACUGCAGGUGUGAGAAUAAUUACUUCCGAGCAGACAAAGACCCUCCAUCCAUGGCUUGUACCCGACCUCCAUCUGCACCAAGAAACGUUAUCUCUAAUAUAAAUGAGACCUCGGUUAUCCUGGACUGGAGUUGGCCCCUGGACACAGGAGGCCGGAAAGAUGUUACCUUCAACAUCAUAUGUAAAAAAUGUGGGUGGAAUGUAAAACAGUGUGAACCAUGCAGCCCAAAUGUCCGCUUCCUCCCUCGACAGUUUGGACUCACCAACACCACGGUGACAGUGACAGACCUCCUGGCACACACUAACUACACCUUUGAGAUUGAUGCCAUUAAUGGGGUGUCUGAGCUAAGCUCUCCACCGAGACAAUUUGCUGCUGUCAGCAUCACCACUAACCAGGCUGCUCCAUCACCAGUCAUGACAAUUAAGAAGGAUCGAACAUCCAGAAACAGUAUCUCUUUAUCCUGGCAAGAACCGGAACACCCUAAUGGGAUUAUAUUGGACUACGAGGUCAAGUACUAUGAAAAGCAGGAGCAAGAGACAAGUUAUACCAUCCUGAGAGCAAGAAGUACUAAUGUUACCAUCAGUAGCCUCAAACCCGAUACCACAUACGUAUUCCAAAUUCGAGCUCGAACAGCAGCUGGAUAUGGGACCAACAGUCGCAAGUUUGAGUUUGAAACUAGCCCAGACUCUUUCUCCAUCUCCGGUGAAAACAGCCAAGUGGUAAUGAUAGCCAUUUCAGCGGCAGUAGCAAUAAUUCUCCUCACAGUUGUAACUUACGUUUUGAUUGGGAGGUUCUGUGGCUACAACAAGUCAAAACAUGGUGCAGAUGAUAAAAGACUUCAUUUUGGGAAUGGCCAUUUAAAACUUCCAGGUCUCAGGACUUAUGUUGAUCCACAUACCUAUGAAGAUCCUACCCAAGCGGUUCAUGAGUUUGCUAAGGAGUUGGAUGCCACCAGCAUAUCCAUUGAUAAAGUUGUUGGAGCAGGUGAAUUUGGAGAGGUAUGUAGUGGUCGCUUAAAGCUUCCCUCAAAAAAAGAGAUUUCAGUGGCCAUCAAGACCCUAAAAGUGGGCUACACGGACAAGCAGAGGAGAGACUUCCUGGGAGAAGCCAGCAUUAUGGGACAGUUUGACCAUCCUAACAUCAUUCGACUAGAAGGAGUUGUGACUAAAAGUAAACCAGUGAUGAUUGUCACAGAGUACAUGGAAAAUGGUUCUUUGGACAGUUUCUUACGUAAACAUGACGCCCAGUUUACAGUCAUCCAGCUUGUAGGAAUGCUUCGAGGGAUAGCAUCUGGCAUGAAGUACCUCUCUGAUAUGGGCUAUGUUCAUCGGGACCUCGCAGCGAGGAACAUCUUAAUCAACAGUAAUUUGGUGUGUAAGGUUUCUGAUUUUGGACUUUCACGUGUUUUAGAAGAUGAUCCAGAAGCUGCUUACACGACAAGAGGAGGGAAGAUUCCAAUCCGAUGGACAUCACCAGAAGCUAUAGCCUACCGCAAGUUCACGUCUGCCAGCGACGUAUGGAGUUAUGGCAUUGUUCUAUGGGAGGUGAUGUCCUAUGGAGAGAGACCAUACUGGGAAAUGUCCAAUCAGGAUGUCAUUAAAGCUGUGGAUGAGGGCUAUCGACUGCCACCCCCCAUGGACUGCCCAGCUGCGUUGUAUCAGCUGAUGUUGGACUGUUGGCAGAAGGACAGAAACAACAGACCCAAGUUUGAGCAGAUUGUCAGCAUUCUGGACAAGCUUAUUCGGAACCCAGGCAGUCUGAAGAUCAUCACCAGUGCAGCAGCAAGACCAUCAAAUCUUCUUCUGGACCAAAGCAACAUUGACAUAACUUCCUUCCACACAACAGGUGACUGGCUUAACGGUGUCCGGACAGCACAGUGCAAGGACAUCUUCACAGGUGUGGAAUACAGCUCAUGUGACACCAUCGCAAAGAUUUCCACAGAUGACAUGAAAAAAGUUGGUGUCACUGUGGUAGGACCACAGAAGAAGAUCAUCAGUAGUAUUAAAGAUCUAGAAACACAAUCAAAGAAUGGUCCUGUUCCGGUGUAAAGUGCUAUUUCUGGAAGGAAAUGGUGACUUUGGAAGUUGUGGCAUCACUCUGCAUAUAAAAGAUUGUGCUGGAGAUUCUGCUGAAAGUUCCAAGCCCAAUAAGACACUCAACUAUGAGUAAAAAUGCCUUAAAAUGGAAUUUAAAAACUCUUUAUUUUCCCCUGUUAUUUAGCAGAUGGGUGGGUGGGUGUACUUUGUUUUGUGAUUGCUUUUUAAAAUUAGUUUAUGUAUUAAAUUGAAAUUCUUCAGCGUGAAAUGAUGAAGAACUAGCAUAGAGCCAUUGAUCAUAAACUAUUAAAACAAGUGACAUGACAAACAUGGUCACUCUGUUUACUUGUACUCACAGAAGAAUACUUGCAAUAUUUUUAUACACAAAAGAACUCUGUAACAGGUAUUUUGUUUCCUUAAAAGCAAGCAAAAUAGAGGAAGUUAUACCUCAAACUAUUUGGCCAUAUUUACUACCUUUUCAUUGUAUUAUUCUCCAUUAUAUGUUAAAAGCAUAUAGAAAUAAAGUUUUUAGUUGUUUUAAGUACCAUACAUUUUAAUGGUUAGCUUUCUGAACUAUUAUCAUGUAAAAAUAUGUCUUAAUUUGGAAGAAAAAUAUUUAUUUUCUUUUGAAUUGUUUUAUUGAUUUAUAUUUAUACCUUGAUGAUUAAUUUGGAUUUGUUACAGCCAAGUGCCAAAUGCUCUCUCAAAUUUUCAGCAGUAGGAAACAUGGUAAACUAGACAUAGAGAAUGAUGGGUUUCUUUUCAUAUUUUCUGAACCAUUCACUUAUAUACAUCUCUAUCUGUCUAACUAUAUAUAAAGAAACCAAACCUUGUCCUCCAUAUACUAACCAAAUCUCUUAAACUAUCCAUCUGUUUGUCUCUCCAUUUAUUGUAAACUUGUAUGCUCCUAAUUUAGUGUAAUAUACUGAUUUGUAUGUAAUGGAUUCUCAAAUGACAUAGUGGCCCAGCCUUGGUGCUUAGGAGAAUAUCAACUUCCUCCACUGAUGAAUUAGCUAUGAUCAAACACCUGAAUGGACAAUAGUUACACUGGAAAGAAAUGGAAAUUGGAAUCCCUUUUAGAUUGUUAUAUUAAAUGGCACCACAGCCUAUGGGCUAAUGCAUGAGUCAAAAAUCACUUGCUAGCUGGUUUUAAAAAUGUCACAUAAUGUCUGUGCUUCAAUUAUUCAGCUUUUUAUAGAGAAUAAUAAUAACCAAAACUACUCUCCUUCAUCAUUGGGAUUUAGUUAAACUAAUGAUUAUGUUAUCAAACCAGGUUAACUCUGAGUCUUCCAUUAAAAUACACCUAUUCAGUUUAGGUGUAAAUUUAGAAGCAUUGAAUGUCUAUAUAUAUUUAUUGAAUACAUAAUUUUUAAAAUAGCUAGUCAUUUAGAAAAUUUCUCAACACCUGUAGGCAGUGGGAUGAUUUCUUAAUAGGAGCAUAAACAUAAUAUUCCAUAAAAUUGAAAUACGAAUAUAUUCAGUAAUUUUGAGAAAAUAUACCAGAAGGAAAUCUAGUCACUAAUAUAUUGUGAAGCAACAUUUUAGUUCUAUAUAUGUAUUAUUUCUAAUGCUGUUAUCAUCCUAUAUUAUUAUGUUUUGAAAAUAAGAAAUGCAUAUCCCACAGAAAAGAAUGAAUGAAUAAAUCAAUGCUGCAAAUUUUUUGUUUUUACAAAAAAUGAAACACCACUUCUUACAAACAAAGAUCAAAAUUCACAAGUGUGAAUGUAUUGUAAGUUUAGGUAAUAAGGUUCAGGUUAUUCAUUCACAUAUGAGAUUAUUUCUCCAAGUUGGGGAAAAUCUUUUAUAUCCAAAUGGGUCAUCGUAUAAGAAUACUGUAUUGGAUGUAUAAGGAAAUAAUUUUUUAAAAAAUAAAGCAAUUAUGAAAUCAAUACAAAAUUCACUUAAGCCUGCUAAAACCACUAUAAAACAUUUUUAAUGAGACAUUUUAUCUAUUAGAAUGUUAAAUUGAGAUUUGGAUUGGAUUCUAAUAUAUUUUUUCUAGUCUAACACUUGCUUUUUUGGUAUUAUUCUGACUAUACACAAGUAUACAUGUGCAUUUUAUUAUUAGUGACAAUUAUUUUUAUCUAUUUCAUUUAUUUUUGGCUGUGGUUCCCAUUUGAAAGUAGACGUUGUGUACACAGUAUAUUGCUCUUCAUUUUGCUUACCACUUUUCUAUCUGAAUUCAUAUAAACUUAUUUUACACAAUUCUUGCCCUGUACAUAUGUAAACAUGCAGUGUACGAUUCUUAACUGUGGAGUAGAGGUACUAGAAUGCUAUGGCCAUCUCUUUGUACAAGAACUGUGUUGACUUUGAAUAACUUUGAAAGUUAUCAAAAUCUCCUUUACACUAUUAUGUACCAUACUAUCUUAAUUUUGAUUUCCAUAUAUUAUUUAUUUCUGACAAUUUUACCAGUCUUUGCUGUAUGAAGUAUCAAUUAAAUCAUGUAUAAUUGUUGUAUGAUUGGCAAUAUGUAUUUACUUUAAACUUGUAUUUUCGGAUCAUUACUCAUUUAGUUUAUAUUGUACAAUCUAGAUGGCCUCUUACUAAUGUAAAAUGAUUUGUAGUGGAAACAUUUAUAUUUUUAUAAUAAACAUAAUGAAAAUAUUUUUUACAGAUUAGUAUGCAGUAUGGUCUUUAAGGCUUUCAAAGCAUAAUGAUGAGUUUUUAUUAAAACAGCAAAAUAAUGAAAUAUAUAUAUAAUUAGGGAUGUGCUUCUGUUUCUUUUUCUUCAUUAGUUAAGGAGUCUUGUUAUGUAAUUCACAUUUUUUGUCAAAAUCUCAACAAUUAGGCAAAAAGUGAUAAAUAUUUUCUUUAUGAUUAAACAACACAACAGUUUUAAGCAAUUUUAAUUGAUUACUAGUGACAAAACAUAAAUAAUUUAGCUUAAGGUCAUAAGAAAAAAAUAGACACUGUGACUGAAAGUCUGAAAGUUUCUAGUUGGGAAGUCGAGCAUAGAUGAAAUUAGGAUAAAGUCUUUUCCAAUUGGUCUUAUUUUUCUCAUAACUGACUGGAUUUGCAGACUCUGUCUUUUACAACUUCCUGCUAGUUAAUUUAACCGUACAUGUAAUUCCUAUGAGAUGAUCAC